CGGGUCGUCUUCCUCCCGGCCCAUCCCCUUUAUGCCGCACGGUUUACCACCUCUGCCAUCAUUCAAGAAUCUGCACACUUCGAUGUACGGGUGGGGAGAGAGUCUCGGUCUAUGACAUCGCGCCUCGCUGAAGGUGACAGCUAUGGACCGCAGCGAGGUGAAGAAUCAUAUGGGAUCAGUGUCGGCUAUCAGGCGUGGGGAAUGCCACGUGGAGGGCAGUGGCAACAACCACCGCAAGGCGCAGGGGCCAACGGGGAAGGAGAGUUGUCUGCGGGGGGGGCAACAUCCUCUGCACGUACAUCAUACGUUGCUGGCGCUGCACCGAACAUGCAUGCGAGGGUGGCUGGAAACACGUCCACGAACUAUUAUUCAAAACCGCCUGCUGCGAACAUGGUUGGAGGUCUGUCGCAGUCCAUACCUUUGGAUGCUGCAUUUAGCAGUCAUGAUGGUCAUCGUCUUCAUGUGCACGAUUCCGAAAUCAAUGUCCCAGAGCCUUCUCAAGUGGUUGCCGACCUCGGCGAGGAUAUGGACAAGCACGAUGCUGGAAUGGACGACACGUGGGCUGGUGCAUCUGCCGACAUAGCUGGUACGCAAAGCACGGGUAAUGUAACAGUGGACCUUACCGAUGAUGGCAAAACGGAUGACACGGCGGGUGGACAUGUGAGGAAGAAGGGCAAAAGGGCAAGGGGGGGAGGGCAUGGUGGAGAUGAUGCGGGGAAGGCCAAAGUCCGAGGUCCUGAUUGGUCUUCAGCUGAGAGCGUCACACUGCUCAAACUGCUUUUUGAAGAAGACUGUAUGCAGCAGAACAGGCAGGCAACAAAUGAGAAGCAGGAAGGACAAGCGGCAGGACUUCCGCUGACAUUCGAACGUGAGUUCUAUGAAGCACUGCAAUGGAAGCUUGCAAAAGCAGAUGGUCACUAUGAUAGGCUGAUGCAGAGUGUGAAUAUGGAAGGAGGGUCGUCGAGCACAGACAUGGAUGAUGAAGACAUGGGCGGUGGGGAGGACACAGGUGGUGUUCGCCGGAAAGCAGAUAACGACAGUGGUGCCGCAGCGAAAUUCACUCGAAGUGGUGGGCGUAGAGGGCACCUGAGACGUUCGUCGUCAGAGAGUUCUGUGGAGGGAGGGAGAGGAGGCACAUUCGCAGAUGUCGCCCACGCUCUCGUCGAUGCCACCGACAGACAAACCGAUAAGUUGCCUGGCAGUUUUGUGGACGCCAUGGCUAGAAUCAACAUGACCAUGGCAGAUGGGAACAACACAUUAUUGCUGUGUUUUGCGAUGUUGUCCGAUUCGUUGGCGGGACAGCCCGCGUCUGCUCCGGCAACGACACACGGGGGUAUCUCAUCGGGGGCCCGAACCACGUCUGUGACAGGGAUGUCAUCCUCUCCGCUUCGCAAUGUCACAAAAGUCGUGGACAUGGCGGGUGAUUUUGCGCUGACCCACAGGAGGAUGAUUGAACAAGCUCAUGAGCUCGCACGCAAGAGAGGUGUUAUUUUUAUAUGCUUGUCCGCUAUGGUGAAGGAGUUGAAGUGUUUGCGGGAGCAGGUGGACAAGGCUUCCAUGAGAGAGGGUGUGGCACUUUCGAAAGCAGAAGUUGCAGAGACCACGAUCGCUGUCUUGCGGGAUGAGGUCUAGAGCGACAAUUGGCAGUCUACGAAGGGACAUCGUUGAAUUCAGGGGCAUAUCGUGACGAUCAUGUCAGCAAUGUGCACAAGUC
Messenger RNA from Chara braunii, 1714 nucleotides. NCBI's taxonomy places the organism in Eukaryota, Viridiplantae, Streptophyta, Charophyceae, Charales, Characeae. The record is from the annotation of a GenBank genome assembly.